GCGCUCCAUCUAAACGAACCGGAGCCGAACAUCCAUCGCCUCUUUGUUCCAAUUUCUGAAUUUUGUUUUGGAGUUGCAGAGUUCAGACUUUUCUCUAUAGUUAUAUAUCCCCAUUUUUUGCCUAAUUUCUUCUGGAAUUUACUGUCCAACUCCUGCGCUUGCCCAAGUGGUAUCCAUCUCUAGCACCUUUGGGAAUCUACCAGUUUUCAAAAUGGAAGAUCUUCCCUUGCUUGAUUUGUCUAUCGUCGAAAAGGAUCCCUAUCAGUGGAAACAAGUUUAUUGUACUUGGAUCCAUGAGGCUAGAGUUCAAUUUAACUCUCCCAUUCAUCAGAGAAAAUUUGUAGGCUCAGAUGGUGUGACUAAAAGCUUUUUGGUCUUACCACCAAUUCCCGAGAACCAAAUUCCUACUUUUAAGAUUGUUAGGGUUGUAACUAGCAAGUCAUCCAUUGCUCUUGGAAUAAAUUCCCACAACUUGAGAAUUUGUGCUUUUCAAGUUGAGGGACAUUGGUACGUGUUUAAAGAUGCCCCCGUAGGAGGACUUUCCCCAUAUACAUAUACCAAUGUCAUUGGGAAUUACAUGGAGCUUACACCGCUAAGUCGUCAACAUCCAUAUGGUGAUGCCCCCACAUUAAAAGAUGUCCACUUAUGUAGGGAAGCAAUUAUUACCGCAGUCAAUGUGAUUGCUUCUCCAUGGCAAGUUGAUGAACACGGAAUCGCCAUUAUUGAUGCACGAAAGGCGAAGGCUUCGAUUAUACUGUUUCAAAUGAUAUCAGAGUCCAUUCGUUUCCAUUCAGUAAGUGAGAUCAUGUCAGGUUUGGUGUUUGUAGCAUCUGAUCCGUUCCGCCACAACAAAAUUUGGAAGUAUCAAAACAGGUGGUGGCACGUUAGUGACGACAUUCAUGAACUUUUUGAUACCGAAGAGCAACCCCUCAGUGAAGAAGUGGUAGAUACACUUAGCAAAUAUGGCGAGACGUUCUGUGUGAUUAUGAGUGCUAUGGAACCUCAUGCCGGGUAUAUAAAGAGUGGAUGAUGCUUGGAGUUGAUCAUUUGGUUUCAAGAAAGUUCUAAGUGGAUCAUAUUGAAUCCAAAAACCAUUGAAGUGAGUCAUUCAAUGAUCUGAAAAGAGUUGUUAAUGGUGGAUGAGUGUCAUAAGUGGUCUUUAUGGAUGAGUGAAUCAAUUGUAUGAUCUUUCUUGGUUUUGCUUUUGUAGUUAAACUAACCAAGUUCAUCUUCUAUGGAGUAUUAUUAAUCAAUGUCAUCCUGUUCC
Molecule: messenger RNA, 1267 nt
Organism: Cuscuta campestris
Lineage: Eukaryota; Viridiplantae; Streptophyta; Magnoliopsida; Solanales; Convolvulaceae
Source: the annotation of a GenBank genome assembly